This is a messenger RNA of Drosophila eugracilis, 525 nucleotides long. RefSeq lists its product as uncharacterized. The record is from RefSeq and is a predicted model, not a curated record. The transcript is spliced from 3 exons. The coding region runs from base 1 to 525 and encodes 174 amino acids. NCBI's taxonomy places the organism in Eukaryota, Metazoa, Arthropoda, Insecta, Diptera, Drosophilidae.
AUGGACUUAAAGUUCUUAGUUUUAGUGGCAUUUGGAUGUUUCGCCUUUCUAAUCUGCGGUGAGGCGCCCUUUGUAAAGAUGACCAAUGCGGUGUGCGAGUCCUACAACAAGUCGUGGGUCGUGUUCCACUACUGCCGGCUGAAGGCCUAUUCCCGGAACAAAACCAGCUUGAAUGUAAAUGCCACCUUUCUGGAGCCAGCCAACAAUAUUUUUGUAAAGAUAAAGCUCUUAAAGAGAGCGAAUGGCUAUAAGCCCUUCCUGAUCGAUUACACCUUCGAUGCGUGCGAGUUCAUGCGGAAGCGGAACCAGCCCAUAGCCAAGAUCAUCUGGAAGAUGAUCAAGGAUGUGUCGACGGUGAACCACACCUGCCCCUAUGAGGGUCUGCAAGCCGUAAGCGACUUCCAUGAAAUCAAAAUCCCCCUUCCGUGGCCCUCUGGGGAGUAUCUCCUCCUAAUAGAUUGGAUAUUUUAUGCUAAGACUCAGUUCUCAACAAAUGUAUACUUCACCUUUAUAGAAGAUUUAUAA